AGCGUUGGUUUCCGUUCUCUGGUUUGUGGUUCGUGGUCGCUAGGAUCCGCAGGAAGGCAAGCGCGCGCAGUUUCCGUGAGGCCUUCCGGGAGUAAGGAGAGAAGCCCUUCUGCGUGCGAAAGCCAAGAUGUCAGAAGACCUGGCAAAACAAUUAGCUAGUUAUAAAGCUCAGUUACAGCAAGUUGAAGCUGCUUUGACAGGAAAUGGAGAUAAUGAAGAUUUAUUAAAACUCAAGAAAGAUUUGCAGGAAGUUAUAGAACUAACUAAAGACCUCCUUUCAACACAACCUUCAGAAACUCUUGCAAAUUCUGAUAGUUCUGCGUCUGCCCUCCCCAGUCACACUUGGAAAGUUGGAGACAGAUGUAUGGCAAUAUGGAGUGAAGAUGGACAGUGUUAUGAAGCUGAAAUUGAAGAGAUAGAUGAAGAGAAUGGUACAGCUGCAAUCACGUUCUCAGGAUAUGGUAAUGCUGAAGUCACACCUCUACUCAAUUUGAAGCCUGUGGAAGAGGGAAGAAAAACAAAGGAAGAUAGUGGCAACAAGCCUAUGUCCAAAAAAGAAAUGAUUGCUCAGCAACGAGAAUAUAAAAAGAAGAAAGCUUUGAAAAAGGCCCAGCGUAUCAAAGAACUAGAACAAGAACGAGAAGAUCAGAAAGUCAAAUGGCAGCAGUUCAACAAUAGAGCAUAUUCAAAAAACAAAAAAGGCCAGGUAAAGCGGAGCAUCUUUGCUUCUCCUGAGAGCGUUACAGGAAAGGUUGGCGUUGGGACUUGUGGAAUUGCAGACAAACCUAUGACACAGUAUCAAGAUACAUCAAAGUAUAAUGUCAGACAUUUGAUGCCCCAGUAAUUAAGGGGGAAAUUGUCAUAUUUGCAGGGCUUUACAUUUAUCUUUUUAUUGUUAUAUUUUUCUAACAGUAAACAAUUGGUGCAUAAUGAAAAUGGUGUUGCCAUCACUUGGCUUUUGCUGGUACAAGCCUUAAUUAUUACAAAUAUUCAGAUGACCCCGUUAUUUUGUAUAGAUAUGCACAAGUUAGUGUAUUGAAGGAAUGCCCUUUGCAAUAUUUUGAAGCCUUCAAUCUGAUACAGUGUCUUUGCUCAGGCACAUACUAAGAAUACUGCCAAGCAAACAAGGAUAUAAUAAAGUAAUUAUCCCAUAGUUUUGUUCUGUUUGAUGUCUAACAGUCCUGUUACCUUCCUACAAGAGCACUAUUGUUUUUUUAUUUGUUCAGAAAUAAUUCAGUUGAAAUAUUUAUUGGGAUUUUACUCUGAUUAAAUAUAGACUGGAAUGUGCUGAUAGGAAGGGUUUUUCAUCUGAAAAAGCAGAACCCUAUACCUACAAUCUUGGAAAAGAUAGCUAAACAGAAUUUAUGCUUAACAAUGACUGUUUCCUCAAGACGAGGGUUUGGUCCCAAAUCACACAUCCUUUCAUUAGUGCUGUGUGAUUAUCCAAUGGUUUAACUAGUAUCAAAAUGUAUCAUAACUUCCUAAGUCAGUCCAAACCUGUUACAAGAACUUGGAGAUUCCCCCACCCUAACUACAUAUGAGACCUUAAUAUUGAGUAUGGAGUAGCUUAGAAACCUGCCAAACAUUUUGUUUUAGUUAAAAAAACUCAUGAGUGACAGUGAGUUUUCUUUUCUCUCUGUGGAGUGAAAAAAUAUUAGGAACUGUAUUGCGUUUCUAAAGACCAAAUUUUGUAAGUCUGGAAAAAAGCAGGAUAUCUCUUUAGAAAGAAACAUGCUUAGCACUGGCAAACUGGAAAGUGUAUUUAUAGAAGUUAAAGUUAAUAAGGAUUUAGUUAUGAGCUGCAUACGUUUUCCUCAAUAAUUUUCAAGGAUGGACUAGCACUUUAAAACUGGGAGAUAUGAAUUAUACAUUUGUAAGUUAUUUCCAUUGAAAAUUUAAUGGCUUAUUGUGAUGCAGUAAUUUAACAUACUGCGAAGAGUCAUUUACUGCUUACUCAGUUUUACAGUUGAUCCAGCUAUACUUAAGUAUAGUUGGUGUUGUCUCCCAAUAAUGCCACAAUCCAACUGUAUUUAGCUGAACAUUCUUGAUUUUAUCUGGAAAACCAUGUGUAAAUGUUCAAGCAUUCUUGUCUCUUCUGGAUGAAAUUGCUUCCCUUCGCUGUGUGUAAUGCUUAGGGUAGUAAUGACAUCUUUUAAUCUUGCAAAUGUGUUUGAGAGAAAAAGUUAAUGUAUAGCCCUGUAUACAGUGUAGAUAAAUAUUUUUGUAAAAUAUGGUGUUAAUGAACAAGAGUGAAUUUAGUUAUUACUCUUAUUAAAUAAUUCAGAAGUAAUUCUUGCUCAUUAAUCUGGGCGUCAUUGCUUAUGUCUGUUACAUUGUAGUUCCCUUUUGUAAUUUGUUUUCUGAAUUAAAAUCAGGUAACAUCAAUACUUGUUGAUACAUUCAUUAGUGAAAGUCUGCCAGUUUAUCUGCAUUUAAAUCCCCAACUAAUAGAUUAUAAUCCACCUAUAGAUUCUUCCCCUCAACAAAAAGGUAAAAUAAUUUUUAUUACUGUGUUGAUCUGAGUUUUGUAUGUAACUUUUAUUAAAAUAAAGUGUUUAAAAUCUG
Molecule: messenger RNA, 2565 nt
Organism: Thamnophis sirtalis
Lineage: Eukaryota; Metazoa; Chordata; Lepidosauria; Squamata; Natricidae
Gene: SMNDC1
Product: survival motor neuron domain containing 1
Biological process (GO): regulation of alternative mRNA splicing, via spliceosome; mRNA processing
Cellular component (GO): cytoplasm; nucleus; precatalytic spliceosome
Molecular function (GO): RNA binding
Source: RefSeq, a predicted model, not a curated record